Messenger RNA from Entrophospora candida, 220 nucleotides. The record is from the annotation of a GenBank genome assembly. NCBI's taxonomy places the organism in Eukaryota, Fungi, Glomeromycota, Glomeromycetes, Entrophosporales, Entrophosporaceae.
UGAUCAGACAGUAGUCACUAAAAUUGCCUAUGUUGCUGAACUAAAAUAUGAUUUCUUUUACCAACUUCUAUUGCAGAAAGAUAUGGAUGGAUCUUCUUCAACAAUAUUUUCAACAGCUAGCGAUGGUAAAAAACUUGUACUUGAUGAUUCAAAACUUUCAGGAAAGCAAAUUUUAAAAGUUAAUUGUAGAAUGACCUCAGCUUUUCAUUCAAUCAAUUGA